This is a messenger RNA of Dufourea novaeangliae, 1304 nucleotides long. RefSeq lists its product as uncharacterized. NCBI's taxonomy places the organism in Eukaryota, Metazoa, Arthropoda, Insecta, Hymenoptera, Halictidae. The record is from RefSeq and is a predicted model, not a curated record. The transcript is spliced from 5 exons. The coding region runs from base 157 to 840 and encodes 227 amino acids.
ACUUCAACCCCCUAAUUGCAGAAAUCGUCUAUUCUUAAAAAAUUUCUCCUGAACAAAAUCAUUAAUUAUUGUCAUCGCUCGCACCGCUAGCAAUGCUCUUCGCUUAACUUACGACUUUCGCCGUGUCCAACUGAUUUACUUUCACUGCUCUGUAACAUGUUAUUCCGAUUGAUUAAUAGCGGGGACGCCGUCUUUAUAUGCGCGGGAACAGAUUGUGCCUUUCCGGGAGAGCAGCCGAAUUGUUUCUUCAGACACACACCUAACAGCUGUUGUGGAGGAACACAAGUUUGUUUAAAGGAAGGCGAGGAGAGGGCUACUUGCGAAGUAGACGGCAAGAUAUACAAAGACGGUGAAUACUUUGAACCAAAAUCCGAUCCGGAGCUGGAUUGUUAUUGCAUGCCAGGUUACAAAGGUGAAAAUGUUGAACCUUUCUGCAAGAGGCCAAAACACAGAUACUGCAGUCCAUUGUUCCGAAAUCCUGGCUCGGUGCUCAAACAAUGCGCGCCCGUCUUUUACGAUGGCCAGAAUUCGCGAACCGAUUGCAGUUAUGCCACUAGAUGUCCAAACGCGAACGACACUAUUAUACACAAACACGACAACACUAAAGCCAUCGAGACAGAUGAAGGUAAAAUGUGUCGAUUCGGUGACUUGUUGAUGCACAUUGGUGACGAAUUGAAGGAGGGAACAGACCCCCAAUCCUCUUGCAUGAAAUGCGUCUGUGAACUUCCACCGCACCCGACAUGCCAGAAACGGACAGACAGGGAAUGUGGUUUUCUAUGGAACCUAUCCGACGAUAUGGUUACCGUCGAACCUACAGAUUCGAUCACGCCAAUUGCAUAAUUAUUCACUUUUCAAUAAGAGCCUUGUGUAUCUUCGAAAGAUGAAUAACGUUUGGCAAAUAUGAUAUAUGUUUACAGAUAAUACGUGUGACAUACACUACUGUCUAUAAGUAUUUGGACACGGAGUAUUAUCAAACUUUCAAUGUUAAUAUUUUUCAAAAAACAAGGAAGUAUUGUGUUUGGUAAACAUUGUACCUUUUUAUUAAAUGUUGCUGAUGGUACUUUUAUCGAUAUUAUUUGUUAAUUACUUUUGUUGUUCUGCAACAAUUGUGUAUAUUCAAUUUUGAUAAAACGGAUUGAUGAAACUUUAUGAAGGCAGGCAUACUCGUAGAAUAUUCAUGGAUUUUCAACAUCAUAUAUAUUAGAGUCUGGAUACUUAUGGACGGUAAUUUAUGUAUAUUAGUGUUUAGUCAUCAAAUUGGUUAAUGUCGUAGACGAGAAUAAAAAUUUUACUAUGAUGUUUCA